Cylindrotheca closterium is the source of this 438-nucleotide messenger RNA. The record is from the annotation of a GenBank genome assembly. NCBI's taxonomy places the organism in Eukaryota, Bacillariophyta, Bacillariophyceae, Bacillariales, Bacillariaceae.
AUGAGUGGACGAUUUCAAAGUACUGGACGUGGUUCCAAUGGAAGAAAUGCUGGACGAGGAAGAUCGCAGCAAGGACGAGGUAAUGGUCACUACAAUGGAAACAAGAGUGGCAAUGGUAGCCAAAAAGAGAAGAAGUUUCAUCCUCUGACUAGAGGAAACAUUCCCGAAUUUAGCUUUGAUGAAAUGAAGAAGACAUUGGUGAUUAAAAUGUCAACAAUGAAGAUGGAUCAUAUUGAUGACAUGAUCCAGAGUGUACGAACCUUGAGUCUGUAUGAUAUUGAAAGUGUGAAACCAACAUUGGUAUUGGUGACUAAUGACAGCGAUCCUGAUAAGGAGAUCAAGAAUGAAGAAAGAAGGACUAACUAUUUGGCUGAUCAAAAGAUUGGAAGGCCAGGAAGAACGCGUUUGAUAACAAUAAACGCGAUGUCUAUGGAAUGA